This is a messenger RNA of Erpetoichthys calabaricus (reedfish), 2596 nucleotides long. It is a transcript of the gene lratd1, whose product is annotated as LRAT domain containing 1. Lineage: Eukaryota; Metazoa; Chordata; Cladistia; Polypteriformes; Polypteridae. The transcript has 2 exons. Bases 183 to 977 code for a protein of 264 amino acids. The record is from RefSeq and is a predicted model, not a curated record.
AGAAGCCGGGGCGGGGAUUCGUGCAGCUACUUAACGUGAAGUGCAGUUUUCAUUGCACGCAGGUCACAGGCAGACGAGCUACAGAAGAAGGGAAGCGCAGAUGGAAAACGAGGAGCUCUGAGUGCUCAUCUGGGGGAAACGCAAGAUCCUGCCUUCCAUGUCUUUACUCUGCCCCGUCAUUGAUGGGAAAUCAACUAGAUCGGAUCACCCACCUGAAUUACAGCGAACUGCCCACUGGGGACCCAUCAGGGAUCGAAAAGGACGAGCUGAGGGUCGGAGUAGCCUAUUUUUUCUCGGAUGAAGAAGAAGAUUUGGAUGACAGAUCGCAACCGGAGAAUUACAAAGAUCGCAGUCCGGGCGAGGACGGUCACCUAGUCCUAAACGAGAUCGAGUACUCUGCUUUCUGUUGUCAGGAAUGCAUUUUCUCCAAAUUGCGAGAAAACGAAGACUUACAUAUUUACUCAAUUACAUCUUUGUUGUCCAUGUGCAAGCCAGGGGACCUCCUGGAACUUGUUUAUGUCACCAGCGAUCAACCCCCGCACUGGGCGGUUUACGAAGGGAAUGGCUUCAUCAUUCAUUUGCACAAAGGGGAAAUCCGCAAAGACAGCUUGUACGAGAUCAGUAACGGACGACUGGGCAGGAUAGUUAAUAACUGGUACCGGUACAGACCCCUGCCAGCCGACCUUGUCAUGCAGAACGCCUGUGGCCACCUGGGGCUCCGGAGCGACGAGAUCUGCUGGCUGAACUCGGAAAGUUUUGCUGCGUGGUGCAGAUUUGGCAAAAGGGAGUUUAAAGCCGGAGGGGAGGUGCAGACUGCAGACCAACAGUAUUUUCUUAAGAUUCACCUCUCGGAAAGCAACGUGCACACGUUGAUGUUUCGCAGUUUGGAGGAUUUAAUACGAGAAAAACGGAGGGUGGACGCAAGAGGCAAGCUUCGGGUGCUCAAAGAGUUAUCCAUAGUCAAUGGGAAGCAGUAGCCCGGAGGCAGCUGUACGAAUCAAUGGGAAAACACAAGAGUGUGACCUGUUGGGACUUGCAUGCCACAUACAAGAGCUGCUGCGCCACUCGUUUAGGGGCAUUGUUCUCUCUGUCAUUCUUUUUAUUUCCUGUUUGGAGAUAGAAUGUGCCACACAUACAGUAUUAAGAAUAAAAAGACCCAGUGUGCCAUUUCUGCAUGGGUGUCAACGUAACUGACAGGCAGCAGAGGUUUCAAGACGGCUCAGCCCCCGUCUUUAAAUCGUCUGCAUUGUGUUUUAAUGUGUCUUUUUCUUAAAUCCAUGUUUUAGAUAGACAUUCCAAUAGAACUACACAAGUUGAUGCCUCUGCUUGAUUUGGCUUAACAGCCUGUAAAUGGGCAAGUCAGACUCUGCAGUGAGUGAUCCUGCAAACCUGGCAGAUUAAUAAUGCAAGAAAGGAUUGUGUUAGCGACAGAUCAAAAUGCGUGAAGGAGGACAGACACACUAGGAGUGUUUAUUGCAAAUCUUGAUUUAUGACAAGCCAUGACAGUUUUGUGCUCCCAAGAGGAGCAGAUUAAAUUAUCCUUUUAUUUCUGUUCUGAAUCUCAUAUUUUUGUAUUUUUGAAGCAAAUAAAUCCUUUGUUUCAUUUUCAAAUAAAAGAAUGACUCCUACUAAUUCAGUACUCUGUUAUGCUCUUUAAAAUGUUAAGUGUGCAUUUUCGUGCUGUACUGAUUUAUUGAACUGUUCUGGAAAGAACAACUAAUUGAACAAACUGCAUGGUUACAGAGUGAGUAAACUAUCUCAAUAACAGCAAUAUUUAAUGUCUGCAUAGACUCAGUGCUUCUAUCUGUAUCCUAUAUGGACACAAUGUAUAAUUUAGUCUAUCUUACUUGAUUUGGCUUGUUAAAAAUAUAGUAUCACGUAAACAGAUCUUCAAAAAACAUUUUAAAGGCUCUGGUUUCCAGAAUGUGAUCAUUUUUAUCAUUUAAAUACUAAUUUUGAACAAGUGACAGAUAAUAUCAAACUAACAAUAUUUCAAAUAAUAAAUGAACAUAUUGUUGAAUGCAUUUAGCUAGAGAAGGAGAUGGCUACAAUAAUAUGCACACAGCUCCAGAAUUACAUUGUCUGAGGUGUAUGCCAACAUAAAUAAUAAUAUUCUUGAGUAAAAGCAAGUAAGUACAUUUUUAUAGUUUAAAAGAGCAUAAAUGUGUUUCCAUCAUGUUUAACAUUUAUAGAAGCAGUUAAAAUGUAUGCUGCUUGUAUUUACAAUGAGAACUGAGUUUUACCAAAGUGGGUUGUUUGCUUUUUUAAAUUUAGUGUGAAUGAACUGUAUGUUCGACAUCUGUCUGUUUGUGUGGGCUUAUAUAGUCAUUGUUUGGUUUGCUGUGUUUUAAUUAUUAUAUAAUCCAUUAAUUAUAUCCAUCCACGUUUUAAUGCACUUAUUAAGUUUAGAGUUGCAGGGAUCCCAGAAGCAUUGGGCACAAGGCAGGAACCAACCCUCCCUGAACUGGAUGUAAAUCCAUAAAGCAGUGUGUGUGUGUGUUUGUGGCCUUGUGGGCCUACCCAUGAGUUUGUAUUUUUGUUUGUAUUGAAAUGCAUUCAGCUUUUAUAAAAGAUAGCAAAUUCAGCAGUUUGGUAA